AUGAAUCGUCAUCAUAUUAUAUUUAAAUAUGAUUCAAUAAAAGAUGAUUUAGUUAUACAAUUAGCAUUUACUAGUGCAUUAAGUGAUGAUCGUAAAGAUUGGAUUAAAUGGCAUACAGAAGAUGAUGGCCUUAAACCUGGCCAACGUAAAAUAAUCUUUGUUUGUUUUACAAAAAAUUUAAUACGUGAAAUAAAAGUUGCACAAUUAGCUGGUAAAGUUGCGAAAAAUUCUGCUUAUCAUCAUGGUGAACAAUCAUUAACAAAUACAAUUGUUGGUCUUGCACAAAAUUUUGUUGGUUCAAAUAAUAUUAAUUUUCUUGUACCAGCUGGUCAAUUUGGUAGACUUUUACAUGGUGGUAAUGAUGCAGCUUCAGCACGUUAUAUAUUUACUCGACUUAGUCCUCUUGCUUUAUUAUCAUUUAAUAAAAAUGAUGAACCAUUAUUAUCAUAUUUAAAUGAAGAUCGUAUCAGUAUUCAACUUGAAUGGUAUUGUCCAGUUAUUCCAACUGUUCUUGUUAAUGGUGCACAAGGUGUUGGAACUGAUUAUUCAACUGAUAUACCAUCUUAUAAACCAUUAACAUUAAGUAAUAAUAUGAAAUAUUAUAUUCGACAAGAAGAUGAACGACAACGACAAUUAAAUAAUCCAACAAGUCAACCAAAACAGUAUCCAGAUGUAAUUACAUUAGAAGAAUUAAUUCCAUGCUAUAAAAAUUUUACUGUUGAAAUAAAAUUAUUAGAUAAUGAUCGUACGUGUGGUGUUAUUAAUGGUGUUUGGUCUAAACUUGAUGAAACAUCUAUUGAAAUAACUGAUUUACCAAUUGGUACAUGGACAUAA
Molecule: messenger RNA, 834 nt
Organism: Rotaria sp. Silwood1
Lineage: Eukaryota; Metazoa; Rotifera; Eurotatoria; Philodinida; Philodinidae
Source: the annotation of a GenBank genome assembly